UAGGUCUUCCUCUUCUCUUUCAUUCAAAUUGAUCUCUCUAAUUCUCUCAAUUCUCAAAUCUCAAACCAAACCACCAUUUUCGUUUUCAGGAGAAAUUCUUCAGACAGACAGACAGACAGACGAGGAAGAAGAAGAAGAAGAAGAUUGACUUUAAUGCAUCAGAAAAAAUCCGAAGUUCAGAUCGGAAAAGAAAGCAGCGGCGUCUCUUCCGAUUUCAACCCAACACCACCUUUACUAUUCCCAUCUUCAAUCAUCCAUCAUCAUCAGAAACAUCCUCAUCAAAACAAUUUCCAGGUGGGUUUCAAUUCCUUCGAUUUCAUCACCCCUCCUCCGCCGCCGCCCCCCAUCAAUUCUUCUUCUUCUCCUCCUCCUCCUCCUACAUCUAAUAAUGGAGAAUUGCAUAUUCUCGUCGACCAAACAACAACAACAACAAACGACCCAAUUCCAUCAUCAUCGUCUUCUCCGCUAUCGCAGAAAACCACCCCUCAUAAGAGACCUUUCGCAGCAACCCACAUAAAUUCUUCAUCUUCUUCUUCCAAUUCCCUCUCAAAAUCACCCACCCUCCCUAAAUCCUUACAUCAAUACCCAUUCUCAACCAAAACAAACAUACCCAUGAAGAAUCAUUAUUCCUUCAAGUUUCCCAAACCCUCGGCCGCUACAAAAUCAGCCGCCUUCCGCUUUCUCAGACGCCUCCAACACCUCCGUCGCCUCCGUUCCCAUCUCCGUCUCAUCCUACUCUUAGCUCUCCCUUUCUUCUACUUCCUGGUUUCUCAUCCAAGCCAUUCAUUUUUCCUCGAUUUCAUUUCCGCUUUUGCUUUCUCAUCCGCCCUUCUAUUCUCCCUCAACCUAGCCAUACCUCGCCUCCCAUCAAUCCGUCUAUUUCUCUCCCGCUCCCUCCCCAGAAAGCUGUCUUCUUCAACCAAAAUGUCCAGACCGACCCUACCCGUGAUUUGGUCCAUUGGGUCAAAACCUUCAAAGUCUGAAAAGCUGUUGAAUUCUGGUUGCUGGGUUCAGGUUUACACCAAUGGGGAUGUGUAUGAAGGAGAAUUCCAUAAAGGGAAGAGUUCAGGCAGCGGGGUGUAUUACUAUUACAUGAGUGGAAGGUAUGAAGGGGAUUGGGUUGAUAAUAAGUACGAUGGUUAUGGAGUUGAGACGUGGGCGAGAGGAAGCAGAUAUCGCGGUCAAUACAGACAAGGGCUUAGGAAUGGAUUUGGUGUGUAUAGAUUCUACACAGGUGAUGUUUAUGCUGGAGAGUGGUCAAAUGGACAAAGCCAUGGUUGUGGGGUUCAUACAUGUGAAGAUGGAAGUAGGUAUGUGGGCGAAUUCAAAUUUGGAGUCAAGCAUGGACUCGGCCACUACCAUUUCAGAAAUGGAGAUGUUUAUGCUGGGGAGUAUUUUGGGGAUAAAAUGCACGGUUUUGGAGUUUAUCGAUUUGGAAAUGGGCAUAGGUAUGAAGGAUCGUGGCAUGAGAGCGGCAGACAAGGGCUUGGGAUGUAUUCGUUUAGAAGUGGGGAGACUCAAUCAGGUCAUUGGAACAAUGGAAUCCUAGAUAUCCCAAGUACACAGACAUUCUCUGUCUCUUCUGUUGCAGUUAAUCAUUCCAAAGUACUCAAUGCAGUUCAGGAAGCAAGACGAGCAGCUGAAAAAGCAUAUGAUGUUGGUAAGGUAGAUGAAAGAGUGAACAAGGCAGUUGCAGCUGCUAAUAGAGCUGCAACUGCAGCUAGAGUAGCUGCAGUCAAGGCAGUGCAGACUCAAAUUCAAUAUGAUGAACGAUAACAAAAUGAAUAAUCGACAUGCCAUUUACGUGCCAAGCUGACUGAUGAGGGCAAAGAAAGUUCGGAAACUAACUUUGGAUGGACGAUGGUAUAAUAGGUGUAGUAGUUUUACUUACAUCUGAUGAGAGGAAUGUGCUUUUUUCCUUUUUGAUUUUGAGGUGUUCCUCAGUUCAGUUCCCCUGUAAAGGAAAUAUUAUAUGUAAUACAGUUUCCAGUUGAUGUAUUGAUGGGAAAACCUGGUCCAACAGCUUAUUUACUUUAAAAAAACUACUCAUCAAAUCAA
This is a messenger RNA of Impatiens glandulifera, 2058 nucleotides long. RefSeq lists its product as uncharacterized. The record is from RefSeq and is a predicted model, not a curated record. The transcript is spliced from 3 exons. Bases 154 to 1776 code for a protein of 540 amino acids. NCBI's taxonomy places the organism in Eukaryota, Viridiplantae, Streptophyta, Magnoliopsida, Ericales, Balsaminaceae.